AGGAUUAAACAUGGAGCAACUCGAGAAAGACUUGACUGCCGGGACCAAUUCGCAUCUGGUGGCCACCUACAGACUGCUGGCGGAUCAGAAGAUACGCAAUCGCACACAGCGGUUAGAUGAGAGCACGCGGACGGUGGGCGGCAUAGGCCGACAGAAUACUUCGAAUAUGGGGUCACCUGGCGUCACGCAAAUGGUACGAAUCAAUAGUUCUCAGGAUUUAAGUUUGUCGCAAAACGAAGACUUGCAUCCCAUCCUGGUAGAACCCAGCAGCGGUUCACUCAGGGCGAGAUCGUGUGAGGACUUAUCAUCAACAUCCCUGCUGGCGUUGGGUACGAAUAGAGUCGAGCCAUCGCCGGCACAAGUGUCGUCCAUAUCCAUGGGCAGUGGAUUCCCUUUUCACAGUUCGAAUAAGAACGCUUCACGUCACAACAGUUUAAGCAACAAUGCCCACUCAAGUAUAUACAGCAACCAGAACGCCAUAUCACAGAUGACCGCGCAACAAAACGGAGAUGCAUCGCCCGGAUUAAGGAGGCCUCAAGAUGGGGUAUUACCCGCAGCAUUCACCAUGAACCGCAUAACAACACAAUCUGUCCCGGAAUUAAGGCCGUCGCCUGCGUAA
Molecule: messenger RNA, 619 nt
Organism: Sphaeroforma arctica JP610
Lineage: Eukaryota; Ichthyosporea; Ichthyophonida
Exons: 4
Coding region: 11-619 (202 amino acids)
Source: RefSeq, a predicted model, not a curated record